Klebsormidium nitens is the source of this 1530-nucleotide messenger RNA. Lineage: Eukaryota; Viridiplantae; Streptophyta; Klebsormidiophyceae; Klebsormidiales; Klebsormidiaceae. The record is from the annotation of a GenBank genome assembly.
UUGAGUCUAUUUCUCAAAAUUGCCUGACUGACAUAACCCAAAGGUUAACGCAGAGCUGCUCUACCUACCUGUACUAGUGGUCUAGACUCUAGACUCCAGAGCUCUUCAAGUUCAAAUGAGGAGGCGUUGCAGCGCAGGACAGGAGGCCACCUCCCUCAGAAGGUGGAGUACGCACCAUCAGGGAGUUGCAGAUCGUCAGCUUCAGGGCUUGCAACCGUUGCUUGGAUGGGGUGCACAGCAGCACUUAUUUGGGAAGCCGGGGCAGCUUUAGCAACCACAGUAGCGUGCCCUCACUAUCAGCGGACCGGGCGGGUCACCCCGGCACAGACAGCAGGGCGCCGGCUUUCAACAGCUACCCUGCAUGCAGGACUGCAAGCCGAUGACAAGUUGAGGGGGGGGGUCCACUCAGGCUUUCCUCAGAGUUGCUCUGCUGCUCCCCUUCUCGAAGGUACCCCUUCUACUUGUGGACACUUCGCCUCAAGUGGGUUGAGAAGGUGUCCAGCUCGCAGCCGUUUGAGCAAUCUUGAAUCGCUGGUGCCGAUUGAUCUGAAGGGGGGGCUCUCUUUGCGGAGAAGAGGACAAGGCCGGGGGCCUCUGUUACGGAAGAAUGCCAGCAUCGAUCCAGGGGGGCGACGGAGAAAUUGGCGUGUUCAUGCUGCGGCCCGGGACAGCGAUGGGAAAAGUUACUAUGAACUUCUGGGGGUUCCUGAGAGUGCAGAUGACAAAGAGAUAAAGAAAGCGUACCGCCGGAUGGCACUGAAGUACCAUCCAGAUGUAAACAAGGAGAAAAAUGCCGAGGCGGUGUUUGUGAAAAUCAAGCAAGCGUACACCACUUUGUCUGAUUCGAAGAGCCGGUCCCAGUACGAUUCUGAGUUACGGGGCGGCGCUUGGGGCUUCCCCAGCGGGGGCGCUACAGAUUGGGAUCCACUUGACCCCUUCGGAUACAAAAAGAAGAGGACAACGGGGGGCAAGCAAGAGGAAGAAGAGUUCUACGGGCUUGGGGACUUCUUUCGUGACUUGCAAAAGGAGGUGGAGGGUUGGCAGAGUGACCGGGGUUCGUCGGAAGCGCCGAAGAGUCUUUGGGAGGAGAUGGCGGAAGUUGGGGAGGAGUUUGUAGAGUUCUUGGAACAGGAGUUGGGGUUGGACGAGAAGGAGAGUAAAAAGCGAACCGAACAACGGAAAAGCAGUCCGUCAGCUGACGGCACUGGGGCUCCGCGAACGGAAUCCAGUCGGGAUCAGCAGAAACCGGAAAGUUCGAAGAGAGAAGAUGGUCCCGGCACAGGCGGUCGGAGGAACGAGAAGGAUCACAAGAAGAAAGGGGAUGAUAUUGAGGAGUUGUUGGCAAGCUUGAAAAAGGAAAUGGGCCUUUGACAAAGCAGUAUCUUGUAUUUAUCACAUCUUGCCACGAUUUCUCCUUGAAUGCGAAUGAAGCAGAGGGACGUUGUGCAAGCAACCCUUAUGUACGGGAGGAUCGAAGCAUCCCCCGAAAAGCACAUGCUGUAUUACGAACUAGGUCUUUCAGCUUUCCAC